Messenger RNA from Halteromyces radiatus, 538 nucleotides. RefSeq lists its product as uncharacterized. The transcript is spliced from 3 exons. The record is from RefSeq and is a predicted model, not a curated record. NCBI's taxonomy places the organism in Eukaryota, Fungi, Mucoromycota, Mucoromycetes, Mucorales, Cunninghamellaceae. Bases 57 to 428 code for a protein of 123 amino acids.
UGACUCGGAUUGAAAUAUGGAAAAAAAACCAGGGAAACUGUCUGAAGCGGACUAUUAUGCACGAUUUAGUGGUUUGUUUGAAGUGGUUUUUCAAGGCGUUGAUAUCAAGUGGUGACACAACAAGCAGCUCCACAAAGGCAAUUAGGAAGUACAACGAAGAACUGUUUGGCCAUGCUCCCAAAAAUGGUAUAUUUGGCAGGAAAAUUGAUGAUAUCAUUUGUUACCAUGACUUGGAACUUAGUUUAUGCGAAUGUAAGCCAACCUCCGUAUCAUCAUCUACCCUCUUGAAGCAACAAGUCAAGAACCUUCGGAGCAAUAGUUGUGUUUUUCACCACUUAUAUUCACUUUCACCUGUACCCGAUGACGACUUGUAUAUUUAUGGCAUGGACUGGUGUGGUAAUUACGGAACUAUGUACAUUAUGAUUUGAACAUUGACCAUGUGAUGGUGGCGGCGAAGGUGGGCAACUUGAUUAUCCCAGAUGAUCCAAUGGAACUAGAUACCAUGAAGAAAACCGUUUCCCUGUUACUUUGUUUAAAG